AUGGUGUCUCUCUCUAAUAUACAAUAAUUAAUAAUAAAUUAAUUGUUACUCAAUAAUUAAUAAAAUCAUUUAUCUUUUGCAUCAACUGUUCAAAGCGCCCAUCCCACUCAUAGGGAAAUUCUCUCUUAAAUUUUAAUUGAUGAUGAAGAUACUAAUAAUGAAGAAUUAGAAAUUUUGCAAGAUUCAAAAAUUGAAUAAAUUGAUUAAGAAUUACAUAUCUACAAUUAAAACUCAUAAAAUGAUGAAAUAGAAGCUAAGUUAUCAAAAUGUUAAACAGAUAAAGCAUUGUUAAAAAUUGAGAAAUAAUAGAGACUUAAUAAUUUUUUGACAUAGCCUUCUCCAUCAAUGUCUCCAAAGGACAAUAUAUAAUAAAAAACGACUUCAAGUUCAAUGUAUUCGACAACAAAAACGACGAUAUAUAAACGAUCUGUUUCACCUAUUUUUACAACAGUUCGUCACUUGUUUUCAGUAAUCAGAAUUUGA
Messenger RNA from Paramecium tetraurelia, 483 nucleotides. RefSeq lists its product as uncharacterized. Lineage: Eukaryota; Ciliophora; Oligohymenophorea; Peniculida; Parameciidae. The transcript has a single exon. The record is from RefSeq and is a predicted model, not a curated record.